Cinara cedri is the source of this 477-nucleotide messenger RNA. NCBI's taxonomy places the organism in Eukaryota, Metazoa, Arthropoda, Insecta, Hemiptera, Aphididae. The record is from the annotation of a GenBank genome assembly.
AUGAGAGCCGAUACCGCUGAUGGGCGCGCCACUGUCGUAGGCGGAAAGCAAGGAAGGUGUAGGACAGCGCGUAUAAAGUUAUAUUUUAACGCCGUGCGUCUGUGCUGGCGACGAUUCGGAGUGGCGGGCGGUAGACGGAAAACCGGAACGGAGAACGGAGUGCAGCAGCCGCGGGACGAGAACGACGCUUGGGCGGAUGAGCGGAACGGCGCGAGAAGACGGGACGGGGGACGGGAACGCAAGGGACUUAGGCGCGGCCUCGAUGUGGCGGCGGCCGAAACGGGUGAAAAUAGACCGCGGGACGGUUUAGGCGCGUCGAGUGGAGGGAGGGAUCUUGGAGCGGUAAUGAAAAUAAACGCAGGAGAAAAGAGGCGCAGAGGAAGACCGAAAACAAGGCGGCUGGAUAGGAUUAUGAAUGACGAGCGAACGGCCGUGGUGUUCCGGAGAUGGGAGAACGGGUUAAAGGCGGGAGUUUAG